UGAUGAUCGGUUCUGAUGUUUCCAAAGUCUUCGACGGGUCUAAAGAGAGCAAAGAGAGGUUGGGUUAUUCCUCCGUUCCAUGUAAUAGAGAACAGCAGAGGUCCUUUCCCAAUAAAGCUGGUCCAGAUAAAGUCGGACUAUUCUCUUGAAGCUCAGAUGCAUUACAGGAUCACAGGUGAAGGAGCAGAUCUGGACCCUAAGGGGACUUUCACUAUACAAAGAUUAUCAGGAAAUCUGUUUGUGACUCGACCACUCGACAGAGAAAAAAAAGCUUCAUACAGAAUUAUAGUUCAUGCUACUGGAGUUGAUGUGAAUAUAGCAGAAAGGCCCAUGGAAAUUAUUGUAUAUGUGCUGGACCAAAAUGAUAAUAGGCCUGUUUUUACUCAAAAUCCGUUUAAUGGAAAUGUUCCUGAAGCUGCUGAAAUAGGUGAUGAGUUUAUGACAGUCACAGCCACUGAUGCAGAUGAUCCAGAUACUGACAAUGCUGUGAUCAGUUACUCAAUUGUCAAGCAAGAUCCAGAAUUGCCAAAACCAAACAUGUUUGAAAUCAACUCUGUUACUGGAGGAAUUCGUGUGAAUUCUUUAGGCUUGGACAAAGAGAAAUGGUCCAAAUACACUUUGACAGUUGUGGCUACUGACAUGGAAGGAAGAGGUUUUUCAACCACUGGCACAGCUGUUAUUACUGUGACUGACAGCAAUGAUAACGCACCUCAGUUUGAGCAAACCUCGCACACUGUAUCUGUCCCAGAGAAUAAAGUAGGGGCUGUAGUGGCCAAACUUACAGUUACUGAUGAAGAUGAAGAGGGAUCUCCUGCCUGGUCAACCAAAUAUCGGAUUAUUAGCGGUGACAAGGGUGGGUUUUUCAGUGUCAGUACUGGACCCAGCCGGCUAGAGGGCAUCAUCACCACUGUAAAGCCUCUGGACUUUGAGAAGAACAAGCAAUACAUUCUGUCUGUGAUUGUUGAGAACGAUGAUCCAUUCGUCGGUGCUUUGGUCACUUCCACUGCCACAGUCACGGUGAAUGUAGAAGAUGUGAAUGAGCCUCCAGAGUUUAAUCCAAAGGAGAGGGUUAUUUACAAACCUGAAGAUUCACCGAUUGAUACUGAAUUGGUUUCUUAUACAGCCACUGAUCCAGACAUUGGAAAACCACAGAAAAUAACGUAUAAAAUUGGCAAUGAUCCUGAAGGCUGGCUGAGUGUAAAUCAAGACACUGGAAUUAUUAAAGUCAGGAAACUUAUGGAUAGAGAAUCUUCCAGUGUCAAAGAUGGCAAAUACAGAGCUAUCAUUUUGGCUGUGGAUGAUGGUGAUGCUCCAGCGACAGGCACUGGAACCCUGAUAAUUGAGUUGUCGGAUGUUAAUGACAACGCUCCUGUCAUUAAUGAAAGGAUUAUAAAGAUUUGCAAUCGUGGUUCAACCCCAGUGCUUCUCUCUAUAACGGACAAAGAUGGACCUCCUUAUGCUGGUCCCUUUACUGUUGAGACCCAAGGAGAAACCAGUAAAAAUUGGUCCGCCAUGAUGAAUGAAACAUCAACCGGUGUCGUUCUGAAACCAAAGUCUACAUUAAAGGAGGGUGAAUACAAUGUUGUCCUGAGAGUUUUUGAUAACCAGAGACUCUCUCAGGAAAACACCAUUCAAGCAACUGUAUCUGACUGUGAAAAAGCUUCUUUCCUGGGAAGCCAUACAUUCUGUCUGCGAUGAUUCAUUCAUCAAAAUUUUGCCCACUUCUGCUGUGAAGAAGUAAACCAGGUUAAAUCAAAAAAAGAAGUUUCUUUUAUAAUUGAAUUAAAGGGCAUAAAUGACAGGACUCCCUGGAUAUGAUUAUUAAUAAUAAUAAUUCAUGACAUUUAUAUAGCGCUUUUAAGUGCCCACUUUAUAUUUAUUAUAUUUGUCGUCUUAAUAUUGCUGUAGUCAUUGUUAUCUAAAGGAUAAUGUACAGCCAAGUGGUUUAUAAAUUGUUUUUGUACUGCUUUCAUAGUAAUUGGUUUUCACAUUUAAAAAAAAAAAAAAUCUUAGUUCUAAUGUCACAACAGAUCAUCAAAAGAUGUACUGAAUAUUUUCAGAAUAUUUUCUAUUGGUUUAUAUUCAAAAUCACAAUGUAACUUCUUCACUCUUUUAAUAACUUUAAUCUUUAUUUAGCUUUCUUAUAAAGCAAUUGCCUUUCAUAAUGUUAUGAACAUUAAACUUUCUAAUUUGCA
Molecule: messenger RNA, 2195 nt
Organism: Ctenopharyngodon idella (grass carp)
Lineage: Eukaryota; Metazoa; Chordata; Actinopteri; Cypriniformes; Xenocyprididae
Product: cadherin-4-like
Exons: 10
Coding region: 16-1698 (560 amino acids)
Biological process (GO): cell morphogenesis; cell-cell junction assembly; homophilic cell-cell adhesion
Cellular component (GO): catenin complex; adherens junction; plasma membrane
Molecular function (GO): cadherin binding; calcium ion binding
Source: RefSeq, a predicted model, not a curated record